Molecule: messenger RNA, 291 nt
Organism: Penicillium bovifimosum
Lineage: Eukaryota; Fungi; Ascomycota; Eurotiomycetes; Eurotiales; Aspergillaceae
Exons: 2
Coding region: 1-291 (96 amino acids)
Source: RefSeq, a predicted model, not a curated record
AUGUCUGCCACUGUCACGAGCACUACUCCUCUGAAUCAUGCUUAUUCAGAUCCCGAAAGCGCCCACUACUAUCAGCGCAAAUCCCUAGGCUGGCUCACUUCUUUCAAUACAGCCCUGGACCUCGACGGCCCUUCCACAUGGACCGGGGGCAACUUGCCCGUUCAAAGUAAGGUGAAUACAUUUCACGGGUACUCUGUAACUCACGAGAAAUUCAUGUGGGAAGUCCGAAUGGAGCCGACGAUAUUGGAGGAUGGGGCACUGACGAGCUACUCGUUUCCUUUGAUGCGCUGA